GGGGGAAGUUUUGGUGGUUGUUGCCUGGGGUUGUGAGAGAAAGCGGGGAGGUGCGCGCGCGGGGGGGAGGAGGAGGAGGGGAUCUGUCCCCCUCCCACCUUAGGCCGUUGCUAUGGGCAACCGAGGAAUGGAGGAGCUCAUCCCGCUGGUGAACAAGCUGCAGGACGCCUUCAGCUCUAUCGGGCAGAGCUGCCACCUCGACCUGCCGCAGAUCGCCGUAGUGGGCGGCCAGAGCGCGGGCAAGAGCUCCGUCCUCGAGAACUUCGUCGGCCGAGAUUUCCUGCCCCGUGGAUCUGGAAUUGUUACCAGGCGUCCCCUCAUUCUUCAGCUUAUCUUUUCUAAAACAGAAUAUGCAGAAUUUUUGCACUGCAAGUCUAAGAAGUUUACAGAUUUUGAUGAAGUCCGACAGGAGAUUGAAGCGGAGACAGACAGGGUUACAGGAACAAAUAAAGGCAUCUCUCCUGUUCCCAUUAACCUGAGGGUGUAUUCACCACAUGUAUUGAAUCUGACUUUGAUUGACCUUCCGGGUAUCACUAAGGUGCCAGUGGGUGACCAACCCCAGGACAUUGAGUACCAGAUAAAAGAUAUGAUUUUGCAAUUCAUCAGCAGAGACAGUAGUCUGAUUCUUGCUGUGACUCCAGCCAACAUGGAUUUGGCCAAUUCAGAUGCUCUCAAAAUGGCCAAAGAAGUUGACCCACAAGGCUUACGGACAAUUGGGGUAAUAACCAAACUAGACCUGAUGGAUGAAGGCACUGAUGCAAGAGAUGUUCUGGAGAACAAACUUUUACCUCUGCGGAGAGGCUACAUUGGAGUUGUGAACCGGAGCCAGAAGGAUAUUGAUGGUAAGAAGGACAUCAGAGCAGCAUUGGCAGCUGAGCGCAAGUUCUUCCUUUCCCAUCCUGCUUACAGACACAUGGCAGACCGCAUGGGAACACCCCACUUGCAGAAGCUGCUCAACCAGCAAUUGACAAACCAUAUCCGGGAGACUCUGCCAUCACUGCGUAGCAAACUCCAGAGCCAGCUUUUGUCCCUUGAAAAAGAAGUGGAGGAAUACAAGAACUUCCGCCCUGAUGACCCUACACGGAAAACUAAAGCGUUGCUUCAGAUGGUCCAACAAUUUGCUGUGGACUUUGAGAAGCGGAUUGAAGGCUCUGGGGACCAAGUAGACACGUUAGAACUAUCAGGCGGAGCCCGAAUAAACCGCAUCUUCCACGAAAGGUUCCCUUUUGAACUUGUCAAGAUGGAGUUUGAUGAGAAGGAUUUGAGACGAGAAAUCAGCUAUGCAAUCAAAAACAUCCAUGGUGUAAGGACGGGGCUGUUCACACCAGACUUGGCAUUUGAGGCCAUUGUGAAAAAACAGUUGGUGAAGCUGAAAGAGCCUUGUCUGAAAUGUGUCGACCUGGUUAUUCAGGAGUUAAUCAAUACAUUUAGACAGUGUACCAGUAAGCUUGGUUCUUACCCUAGGCUUCGAGAAGAAACAGAGAGAAUUGUUACGACAUACAUCAGAGAACGAGAAGGGAAAACUAAGGACCAGAUUCUCCUGCUGAUUGACAUAGAGCUGUCCUACAUCAACACUAACCACGAAGACUUCAUUGGAUUUGCCAAUGCACAGCAAAGGAGCACCCAAGCAAAUAAGAAAAGAGCAAUCCCAAAUCAGGGUGAGAUACUGGUCAUCCGGCGAGGCUGGCUGACUAUCAACAACAUUAGCAUCAUGAAAGGUGGCUCCAAGGAGUACUGGUUCGUCCUGACGGCAGAAAGUUUGUCUUGGUACAAGGAUGAAGAGGAAAAGGAGAAGAAAUACAUGCUCCCUCUGGACAACCUAAAAAUUAGAGAUGUGGAAAAAGGCUUCAUGUCCAACAAGCACGUAUUUGGUAUCUUUAACACAGAACAAAGGAAUGUGUACAAAGACCUGCGUCAGAUUGAGCUUGCGUGUGACUCCCAGGAAGACGUGGACAGCUGGAAGGCCUCCUUCCUCCGUGCUGGUGUUUACCCUGAGAAAGACCAAGUGGAGAAUGAAGAGGGAUCCCAGGAAAACACCUUUUCCAUGGAUCCUCAGCUAGAGCGCCAAGUGGAAACUAUCCGCAAUCUUGUUGACUCAUAUGUUGGGAUCAUCAACAAGUCAAUCCGGGAUCUUAUGCCAAAGACAAUAAUGCACCUAAUGAUAAACAAUACCAAGGAUUUCAUCCACUCGGAGCUGCUGGCCUACCUGUACUCCUCCGCAGACCAAAACAGCUUGAUGGAGGAGUCUGCAGACCAGGCGCAGCGCAGGGACGACAUGCUGCGAAUGUACCAUGCCCUGAAGGAGGCAUUGAACAUAAUUGGAGACAUUAGUACCAGCACCAUUUCCACACCGGUUCCUCCUCCUGUGGAUGACACAUGGCUGCAGUCAGGGGCUAGUGGGCAUAGCCCAACACCACAGCGCAGGCCUGCUUCGACUGUGUUGCCACCAGGGAGACCGCCAGCGGUGAGGGGCCCUAUGCCAGGCCCCCCCUUGAUCCCAAUGCCAGCCGCAGGCCCUUCCUCUUUUGUGGCACCACCCAUUCCAUCACGCCCUGGACCGCAAGGUGCAUUUGUUGCUAAUAAUGACCCUUUCUCAGCCCCUCCUCUGAUUCCUUCACGACCAGCACGUGUUCCACCCGGCAUCCCUCCAGGUGUGCCCAGGCGUCCAGGGAGAAAGCCGGCCUGGUCUUCGUGAAUGAUGUCUUUAAGAAUCGUCUUUAAUCUUUUCGAAACAGAAGACCCCCUGCAGCACCGAACCGGCCCACCAUUAUCAGGCCUGCUGAGCCCUCCUUAUUAGAUUAACUACAACCACUACCAGGGAGAGCUGUUGCUUGUUAACUAUCUUGUGGAGAGAA
Molecule: messenger RNA, 2855 nt
Organism: Lacerta agilis (Sand lizard)
Lineage: Eukaryota; Metazoa; Chordata; Lepidosauria; Squamata; Lacertidae
Gene: DNM2
Product: dynamin 2
Exons: 22
Coding region: 113-2695 (860 amino acids)
Cellular component (GO): cytoplasm; microtubule; membrane
Molecular function (GO): GTPase activity; GTP binding; microtubule binding
Source: RefSeq, a predicted model, not a curated record